Messenger RNA from Pygocentrus nattereri (red-bellied piranha), 4245 nucleotides. It is a transcript of the gene arhgap20, whose product is annotated as Rho GTPase activating protein 20. The transcript has 15 exons. The record is from RefSeq and is a predicted model, not a curated record. Lineage: Eukaryota; Metazoa; Chordata; Actinopteri; Characiformes; Serrasalmidae. The coding region runs from base 88 to 3024 and encodes 978 amino acids. Gene Ontology annotation, biological process: regulation of Rho protein signal transduction; signal transduction. Gene Ontology annotation, molecular function: GTPase activator activity.
CGGGCUGGACGCAGAGAUGGACGUUUCAGCGCUGCCGCUUCGCUCCUGGACCCGCUUAUCAGCCGCAGGGUGUGAGGGGCGCGUGAGAUGAAGCUCUUCGGAGAGCCGGUUAGCGGUGACCGGCGGGCGGAGCUGACGAAAGUGAAGCCCUGCUUUCAGCGCAGACUGUCUGCUCCCUCACUCAUUCUCAGUAAGGCACUGACCAGAACAAAGGCCAGCACUGCCAGCAGUGAGUGUGUGUCUGAUGUUAGCCCCGCCUCCUGUGACCUGGUGCAGGCCCUGCUGGGCCCCAGACGGAAGCUGGUUUGUCAUGGCGUUGCGCGGCUGCAGGCGGGGCUUCAGACUCAGGAGCGCUACCUCUUCCUCUUCAGUGACAUCUUCAUCAUCGGCAAGGCCAAGUCCUGUUCUCAGGUCAAGCAGAAGGCGUGUGUGCGUGUAUGUGAGAUGUGGACGGCCAGCUGCCUGGACGAGGUGUGCGAGAGCACCACCAGUCCAGACACGAGCUUUGUCAUCGGCUGGCCCACAUACAACUGUGUGGCUACUUUCAGCACGGCAUCCCAGAAAGAGAGGUGGUUCUCCCUACUUGAAAGCUGUAUACAAGAGGAGAAAGAGCAUGAUGACCCCAAAGUCAUCCCACUCAAGAUAUAUGUGAAGGAUGCUGGGAAUUGUGCCUACGCAAAAGCUCUCUCUGUCAGAAAUACAGACUGCACCUCUGACGUUAUCAACGCAGCGCUACAGCAGUUUGGAUUGCCGGGAACUGUGAAGGACUUUCAGCUGUGGGUGAGCUCCAGUAAGGAUGAGGCUCCGUACCCUCUGAUUGGUCAUGAGUUCCCGUACAGUAUAAAGAUGAACCACAUACUGGCGCUGCAGCAAGAUGGAGAGAUGCUUCCUCACCACCAGGUGGCGCUGCUGUCUGAUGAUACACGCUGUCAGUUCAUCCUUAGGCCUUGUAGAGUGAACUGCAACCGCACAGUAUCAGAUGAACCCAGGAUUAAGAGAAAGGUGCCAUUGUUUACUUGGCCAUUCAGACGGAGCUCCACCACAGACCUGGACAGCCACCUACAAUCAUCAACAUCUCCUGACUUCACUGCUGGCUGUCUGUUUGGACAGCCACUCAGUGAUGUAAUCGUUGACAACACCCUUCCUCCACCCAUCAAGGACAUGCUGCUGUGUUUGAGUAUUGAGGGUGCUGCGACUUGUGGAAUAUUCCGCCGCUCUGCCGGGGUGAAGGCCUGCCGGGAAUUAAGAAUGAAACUGGACUCCGGUACCUACCACCACUGCCUCAACGAAGAAUCUGUAUUUGUAACUGCGGCUGUUUUUAAAGAGUUCCUGCGUAAUAUUCCAGCUAGUCUGUUGUGUGAAGAUCUCUAUGACCAGUGGCUCAGAGCAGUGGAGUGCAAUGCAGAAAGAGGAAACGAGAGCAGCGUGCAAGAAGUGCAGAGGCUGAUCCAGCUCUUACCUAAGGAGCACUGUCUGUUGCUGAAACACGUGAUAGCAAUGCUUCACUACGUCCAGAGCCAUGCCGACCACAACCAGAUGAACUCCUCUAACCUGGCCGUGUGCAUCGCCCCGAGUCUGCUGUGGAGUAACUCUUCGCUCACUCUGCAAGAGGACACCAAGAAGGUUUGCGACCUUGUUCGCUUCUUGAUUGACAACUGCCAUUCUGUAUUUGGGGAGGACAUCACAUCUCUUAUUGACCUUUCUUUGGACAGCAGGAGGAACUGCAGAUCUGCAGGUUCUUUGCGGCAUUUUUCAGACUCCUGUUAUGACAGUCUGGAGAAUGAGCUGAAUGCUGAACCUGAGGAUCUUCCCUCGAUCCGCCUCAACAUGCUGAGCCAAGAUUCGCUAAUCUCUCUGAGUGACUGUGAUCUUGACCAAUCAGAGCUUGACGUUGAACCUGACUCCUCCCUACCACUUGCUCGAAUCAAGACCUUUACACCUACUGUACGUCAACUUCGGCCUCAGAAAUUGCGUCGCUGUUCUGAGCCGGCCUUGGUGGGCCAUGCCCCCUUGAGCCUGGAAGUACGUAAGGCAAGCCUUGAUAGCAGUGCCAUGCAAGAAGAAAUGAGGGUUGAGGAUGGUAAAGACAACGUGUUCCUGGAACACGGCUUACGAAACCUGAAGCUAACAUGCAGAGGGGGCAGAGUCAGCCAACAUGGGCGACAAAACUUGCGAUUGAGCAACACUGGAUCCAGUUUGUCAUCCUCUGCAAGUUCUUCCUCAUCUGUGAGCUCAAUGGAAAUUUCAUCAGACAGUGUUUUCUCUCAAAGUGAUGAACACUGUGGCGCUCUUGGUCCCCAAGGUUCUUCACUGAAGUUCCAAUCUGAAGUACCUUUGCAGAAGAACCACAAUUGUUUACAUCCAGUUACCUUGACAGAAGGGUAUCCAUCACAAGAACCAGGCAGCUUUCAGAUCCAUGGGGGAUCAUGUGUCAAGCAUCUUUCUUGCAGGGCCAGCAAACCUCCAUCUUACCAGGAGGCGUUAUUGUACCUUAACAGAAGUCCUCCAGCACAAAUGCUGAAAAAUAGUCCCCUCCCACAAACGUCAUCUAUGCAGCUCUUCCAUGAAGAAAAGAGCCUUUUCUACAGGGGUCCAGCACCCUGCCCAAUAGUGGAACCCCAGAGUCCCUCAAAUCGCCCAACUCUUAGCACCAGCUGCUCUGAGGCUCACCCACGGUCAGACAAAGCCAUUGCAAAUCUGGACCCUUGGGCAGACAACGAGGUUUUCCUACCUCAGAGUGUGUUUUUUGGACAGAGCUGCAGGCUGACAUUGCAGAGGUCCAGGCUUCUAUCUCAGGACACAGUACCCACUCUUCCUGGCCCUCUCUCAGGCAGGUCCAAAGGACUUGGCUCCCAUCAUUCCACCAGGCAGAAUGCCCAGAACUCUUUCAUAAAGCCAGCCUCUAAUGGACUGGGAGUGGUCAGGGGUUUGGAAGACCUGGACCAGUGCAGUGGUGGACUGUACUGUGGUCAAUGGGGUGAAGACCUGGAGCAUGGACUCCAACCAGAGGAGUCCUAUGUUUAAAGACAGCACUAGAAAUUUGCAUCAUGACAAUUUUUGCUAUUUGAAUACUGUGCAUUUUUAAUUCAAUAGUAGUCUAAGAUCCCAAAACUGAAAUUAAUAUAAAGAAAGAAUGAAAACACAAAAAGUUUAGGACUCAUUUGUUGCAUGACGCCAGGACAAGAAGUGAUCCAUACUGUACCCGUACUUGCUUGUGUCCUGACAUUCUCUACAGUCAAAAACUUAUUUGAAGAUUAUCCAACAAAUAUAUUUCAUUUAUUUAUAUUAUAUAAUAUUAUAUAAACUAAUCAUACAAAUAUCAGAUUAAGUAAACAAAUUACAAUACGAGCUUGAAUAGCCUCAUAUUUGAAUAACCACGCCCAUGUCUAGUAAUCACACACUUGUUGAAAGACAUUUCCUUGUAAUGUGCUUUCUAUUAUACAGCUUUAUAUAGUACAGUUAUAUAUUGCUCAGUACUUUCUGUAAGUCAGACUUAUGUUAAUGGAUAAUAUAAGUAUUCUAUUUUGUUCAUAUAUUGUCUGACCAUGGAAACCAUAUGUUUUGUAACUUAAUGCUCAUAGUGGGCCUCGUAUUGUAUUUAUGUAUUUCUUAGCUUAAUAAAAAAAGACUGAAUUUCCAUAAGUUUGAUCAAAUUUUCUCAAGCGCCUAAAACAUGUGUACAGUACUGUAUUCAUACAGUGGUGUCCAAAGGUUUUGGUGACCCUGGUUGUAUGUUUUGAUGAUUUGCAAAAUACAAAAAAUUGUAUUUGCAGAAGUUAUGGCACCUUUUAUAUAUAUAUUGUCCCCCCCCCCAAUAUGUUAAACACAGCAAAAAGAGGUUAACUGAGAGUAAAUGAACUCUGUUUUGUGAAUAACUGUUGUUUACCUUGUCUGACCAUUAAAAUACAUUCACUUUUAACUUCAUUCUCUGUAUUUUAUGCACAGUGUAUUUACAUGUUUCUAAGAUUUGGCUUAAUAAAAAAUAACUGAAUUUUAUAGCACUGCUGAAAUUUCAGACCUCAUCUGAAAUCAACAGCUGCAUGUAAAAGCUGGAAACUGUUGUCAGUGAACAUGCACAUGUACAUAUAACAGCACAGUCCAAACGUCCUUUUUAUGAAGGCCCACUUUAUUUUUAUUUAGGUGUCUUUUUUAACAGCAUAAUAUCCUAUCCAUGCAGUACCUUAAUAUUAAUGCUAUACCUCUACACUCACUCUAAAGGCAAUGAUUUGAAAGGUCUAACAAAAA